AAAAAAAAAUCCAUUUGGUAGCCACGUUGUGAUUCACCGAACGAAGAAGCAAAACGAUUGGCAUUGCUUUCUGUUUACGGAGAAAUAAGGACAUUUACUGCCGAUUUCAUCAUCUUUUUCAAUAAGAAUGGUUUUGGAUUUGGAUCUCUUCCGCAGUGACAAGGGUGGUAAUCCCGAUGCCAUUCGCAAAAAUCAAGAAAAACGUUUCAAAGACGUGGCUCUGGUCGAGACUGUCAUAAGUCAAGACACCGAGUGGCGUCAAAGACGUCAUCGUGCCGAUAAUCUGAAUAAGGUGAAGAAUGUCUGUAGCAAGGUGAUUGGUGAGAAAAUGAAGAAAAAGGAACCUCAAGGCGAUGAGGCUGAAGAAGUUCCGGCUGAUGUCCAGCAAGAUUUGACCGAACUCAAUGCUGAGAAAUUAUCCCAGCUGACGGUGAAUCAAAUUAAAAAAGUUCGUGUACUAAUUGACCAAGCCAUGGCUGAAAACGAGAGACUAUUGCAAGAAGCUGAACAGAAGAGGAAUCAAGCUCUGAGGGAAGUUGGUAAUCAUUUGCAUGAAUCUGUCCCAGUAUCCAAUGAUGAGGAAGAAAACAAAGUCGAGAGGACAUUUGGCGAUUGUACAAAACGUAACAAGUACUCACAUGUGGAUUUGAUUGUUAUGAUUGAUGGUAUGAAUGGUGAUAAGGGAGCGGUUGUAUCUGGAGGACGUGGUUAUUUCCUAACUGGCCCCGCUGUGUUUUUGGAGCAAGCUUUGAUUCAACACGCCCUGCAUUUGUUGUACGCCAAGGACUAUGUUCCUUUGUACACACCCUUCUUUAUGCGCAAAGAGGUUAUGCAAGAAGUGGCCCAAUUGUCGCAAUUCGAUGAGGAACUCUACAAGGUUAUUGGUAAAGGUAGUGAAAAGGCUGAAGAAGCUGGCACUGAUGAAAAAUACUUGAUUGCGACUUCCGAACAACCAAUUGCUGCCUAUCACCGCGAUGAAUGGCUUCCUGAAGCUUCAUUGCCCAUUAAAUAUGCCGGUUUGUCAACAUGUUUCCGCCAAGAAGUUGGCUCUCACGGUCGUGAUACCCGUGGUAUCUUCCGUGUACAUCAAUUCGAAAAAGUUGAACAAUUCGUCUUGACCUCACCGCAUGACAAUAAAUCUUGGGAAAUGAUGGAUGAAAUGAUCAGCAAUGCUGAAACCUUCUGCCAAUCUUUGGGCAUUCCAUACCGUAUUGUCAACAUCGUAUCGGGUGCUCUUAAUCAUGCUGCUGCUAAGAAAUUGGAUCUUGAAGCCUGGUUUGCCGGCAGCGGCGCAUUCCGUGAAUUGGUCUCGUGUUCCAAUUGUUUGGAUUACCAAGCCAGACGUUUGUUAGUACGUUAUGGUCAAACAAAGAAAAUGAAUGCCGCUGUCGACUAUGUGCACAUGUUGAAUGCCACUAUGUGCGCUGCCACACGCGUCAUCUGUGCCAUUUUGGAAACACAUCAAACAGAGACAGGCGUUAAGGUGCCAGAGCCACUUAAGAAAUAUAUGCCUGAAAAAUACAAGGACGAAAUUCCAUUUGUAAAACCUGCUCCAAUUGAUGUUGAAGCUGCUGCUGCUACUAACAAAAAGGCUGGCAAGGGUAACAAGAAAGAUGCUGCAGCUGCUUAAAUAUUAAACCAAAAUAAAAUCCAGGAAAUUACGCCCCUCUAGUUUAAGUACGAUUUGAAAACGAUAAUUAUGCAUUUUCUUGUAAUACGCUUAAACGGAUAAAUAUUUUAAAACAAUAUCAUUAGCAGUUUGUAUGACAAAACAAAGGGAGAGAUUGUUUCGAAAAGGUAUUUUCUAAGUAUUUCUAAUUUAUUAUUCACACAAAAUGUUCUCGAUUUUUAAAGAUUAACGUAAAAUAUACCAAGAUAUGUUAACUCCCGUUAUUCAUUAGCAGAGCGAUAUUAAAUACAUUUGGUAUAAAUAAAAUGGAAUAAAGGAAAAUAUAAAUGAAAACUAUUAAA
Musca domestica (house fly) is the source of this 1971-nucleotide messenger RNA. Its product is annotated as serine--tRNA ligase, cytoplasmic. Gene Ontology annotation, biological process: seryl-tRNA aminoacylation. Gene Ontology annotation, cellular component: cytosol. The coding region runs from base 128 to 1630 and encodes 500 amino acids. The transcript has a single exon. Gene Ontology annotation, molecular function: tRNA binding; ATP binding; serine-tRNA ligase activity. NCBI's taxonomy places the organism in Eukaryota, Metazoa, Arthropoda, Insecta, Diptera, Muscidae. The record is from RefSeq and is a predicted model, not a curated record.